AUGACGUCCCCAGCUCGCCAAAAUCUGGAUUUCAAGGCGCUGCCGAAGUUAGAGCUUCACGCGCACCUCAGCGGUAGCAUCAGCCGCCAAUGUCUGCAUGAGAUAUGGCAGCGUAAAAAAAACUCCGGCGAGACCAGUCUGGCCGACCCUCUUGUGGAGAUGCCCGUUGGGAAGCAUGACUAUGAUCUUACGACGUUUUUCCCCCUCUUCUCCUCGUACAUCUACCACCUCGUCGACUCCUCCUGGGCCCUGACUCUCACCACCACCUCGGUCCUUCGCGAUUUCGCGGCCGAUGGCGUCGUCUAUCUCGAGCUGCGGACCACUCCCCGCGCCAUUCCCAAGGCCGGCAUUAGCAAGGCGCAGUACGUAGAGACCAUCCUAUCCGCCAUUGAGGCCUUCCAGGGCGGCUCCGGGACAGAGUCUGGGAACGGGAUCGGUACCGGGACUGGGACGCCGGCCCACCGGCUCCGCACCCGCCUCAUUCUGUCCGUCGACCGCCGCAACUCGCUUCCCGAGGCACUCGAAGUUGUGGCUCUGGCGGAGCAGUUCCAAACCCGGGGCGUCGUCGGCGUCGACUUGUGCGGCGACCCCCUGCGCGGCGGCAUCGGCGCCCUGGCGCCCGCCUUCGGGAGGGCGCACGCGGUUGCCGGGCUAGGCAUCACGCUGCAUUUCGCCGAGGCGGAGGCCUCGGGAACGGACGAGGAGCUGCGGAUGUUGCUGUCCUGGAAGCCGGACCGGAUCGGCCAUGUCAUCCACGUCGGCGACGAGGUGAGGCGACAGAUCUGCGGGAUGGGAGGGAUGGGGCUGGAGCUGUGCCUGAGUUGCAACGUCUAUGCCGGCAUGAUCACCGGCGGAUUCGAGGGGCAUCACUUUGGCGAGUGGCGGCGCGUCGAGGAGUGUGUCGUCGUGCUCUGCACGGAUGAUGUCGGGGUAUUCGGCAGUCCCCUGUCGAACGAGUACGCUCUUGUUGCAAAACACUUUGGUCUCAGUCGGCCAGAAAUAUGCGCAUUGGCAAGGAAAGGAAUAGACGUCAUCUUCGGUGACGAGGAGGAGAAGGAGAGGCUACGGAGGAUUAUGUGGACCGAAUAA
This is a messenger RNA of Phialemonium atrogriseum, 1089 nucleotides long. Its product is annotated as Metallo-dependent hydrolase. The record is from RefSeq and is a predicted model, not a curated record. Gene Ontology annotation, biological process: inosine biosynthetic process; adenosine catabolic process. The coding region runs from base 1 to 1089 and encodes 362 amino acids. NCBI's taxonomy places the organism in Eukaryota, Fungi, Ascomycota, Sordariomycetes, Cephalothecales, Cephalothecaceae. Gene Ontology annotation, molecular function: adenosine deaminase activity. The transcript is spliced from 4 exons.